GAGGUGCAACCAGGGAGCAAAGCGGCUGCUGCCGAGAAGCACCACACAGGAGAGGUGCCAUGCAUCUAUUCCUUCCUCCGCAAGCAAUUUGCCGACGUGAACUUGCACAACCGCAGGUGGGUGACAGAAUCAGACUUGAUCUCCUUUGUGAGCGCUCGGGCAAAGCGCAUGGGCGAAGUCCCUGCAGACUUCCAGGAUCUUCUUCGGGAGAGUGCGAGACGCUGCUUUCAUCAAGCAGCUGUGCGAAAGGAAGGAAUCCGCUCAGAGGACUGGGUUCACUUUGGCCUGCUUUCGGUCUCGUCACCUGCGGCGCCGACGCAGCUGCUCAAUAGGCGCUUGCGACGUGAGCUG
This is a messenger RNA of Symbiodinium pilosum, 351 nucleotides long. NCBI's taxonomy places the organism in Eukaryota, Dinophyceae, Suessiales, Symbiodiniaceae. The record is from the annotation of a GenBank genome assembly.